AUGGAGAAGACAAUCUACUCUCUAAUCACGCAUUCAACAGCAUCUCAGCAAAUGACGAUGGUGGUGAUUAUCUUCAUGGUGGACAGGAACCAGACUUGGACAAAGAUAAGGAGCAAGCAAUUAUCCGGAAAAUACCCAAAAUUCAUACAGAAUGGCUUCCUACAGAUAGUUCAUCAACAUGAUCAAAGUAUUUACCCAGAUUUCACCAAGCUCAAAAGAACGUUUAACGACUCGGCCGAGAGAGUAGCAUGGCGGUCGAAACAGAACAUUGAUUACGCUUAUCUCUUCUUGUACAGUGAAAAUAUUUCAAGAUAUUAUCUCCAUCUUGAGGAUGACGUCAUAGCAGCUGGUAAUUAUUAUAAUGACAUAGUUAAUUUCAUAGGAUCAAAAUUCCAUACACCUUGGUAUUAUCUCGAGUUUUCCCAUAUAGGAUUUAUUGGGAAACUGCUACGAUCUUCUGACCUCUGUGACUUGUCAGAUUACAUGAUGAUGUUCUUUGCUGAACAGCCCUGUGACCUUCUACUUAUCGCCUUAGGGAAAAUCAAAACCCAGUCAAGGAGGAUUUUACAUCAAGAUCAGUCUUCCAACACAUUGGUGUUGUAUAAUUAUUUCUGUGGGGUCAGUCCUAAAAAGGGAAGAUACUUCCGUGUCGUCUUCGAUGCUCCUCAAAACAUCAGCCAUUUAUACAUACAUUCUGGUACUGAAGGAAAGGAGUCCGACGCACUGCAUGACGCCAAUCUGUUAGUGUCAACGUCAGGCGAACCAUGUAAACACCUAACACGUAUCACAAACUUUACAAAUGGGGUCGUGGACACCAAGAGUUCAAAUAUGUCACUUCCGGUAAAUAUAGACUGCAUUGCUAUUGAAAUCACAGCAGACCACAAUGGUUGGGUAAUCAUUAGAGAAAUCGCCAUAUUCCUUCCGGGCGAAGUUGAUACCCCGGAACCGAAAAGUACAUCGCCGUCCCAAAAACUUGUCUACAUGGUGAUUGGAAAGCAAGAACGAUCAUUUAAGCCACAUACCAGUCACGGCAAGUCAAACAACUUACUAUCAUUUCGACAUUCUAGAGAGCACACUGCUUCUAACGAUCUCGGUCAAAAUAACGUACAGAGGUAUAACGAAAGCAGAACAUGGACAUCCCCCAUGUCGUACGAAAGUGAUAACGUGAAUUCUAGUAAUUCAAGUGUCAAACAUUUUGAAAGAGAGCGAGAUGCAAAGCAAUCGUCUGACAUGAACCUCGAAGGAAUCUCUGGUCAUUAUACCGUUAAACAACAAUACGACAGCGCCCAACAAAAGGAUGGUACUCAAAUGAAAUUUAAUUCCACAGGAUUGAAUAAAUUGUCCCGGAAAAAAUUUCGCCAAGUCAAUCCCCCAGCAACAAUAUAUACACAAAUAGAAACUUACUCUGACUAUAAACCUGUAUAUGCAUAUGAUUCAUCUUCAGAUUUAUAUUUCUGGGGAGUUUAUCCGAAAAAAGACGAUUAUAUUUUGAUAUUACUGAAUUAUCCGCAAAACAUCAGUCGUAUCUUCAUCGACACCGGUUACGACGGAAAGGAAUCCGACAUCCUGCAUAACGCUAGACUUUUAGUAUCAUCUAGGGCACCUGGCGAGGAAGAAAGGAGAUGCCAUAGUCUCGAAGAUGUGGGAACUUUUCAAAACGGUGAUAUCGACACCAAAAUUCCUAACACUUACACAAAUAUAGACUGUUUUGUGAUUGAAAUAACGGCUAAUCAAAGAAACUGGGUCAUCAUCCGAGAGAUUGCUGUAUUCAUGUCGGGAGAAUCGGAGACAACACCACUGGAUAAUGACGUCAAAUUUACACACACACGAAAUGAAAGUAAUGUAAACAAUGAAGAACAGAUUCUCGAAAGAGGUGAAACUUCAGAUCUACAUUCGAAGCUGUCGAAUGGACCAGGUAAGGACAAUGGUCUAGCUUUAUUGUUGCCACAGCAGCGGAAUUCAACACGAAUUAUCAACAGGAGUUCUUUACAUCCUCAUCAACCAAAAGAAGGUUUCCUACCGGACCUACUUCCAAAUCGUCAACAAACUCAAAAAAUCAAUAUACAAGAUUGGAAUAUUACAGGAAAUGUUUGAUCACAUA
This is a messenger RNA of Pecten maximus, 2101 nucleotides long. RefSeq lists its product as uncharacterized. Gene Ontology annotation, biological process: protein N-linked glycosylation. The record is from RefSeq and is a predicted model, not a curated record. Bases 1 to 2094 code for a protein of 697 amino acids. NCBI's taxonomy places the organism in Eukaryota, Metazoa, Mollusca, Bivalvia, Pectinida, Pectinidae. The transcript is spliced from 2 exons. Gene Ontology annotation, molecular function: acetylglucosaminyltransferase activity.